Tribolium madens (black flour beetle) is the source of this 1465-nucleotide messenger RNA. Its product is annotated as sodium channel protein Nach-like. The coding region runs from base 1 to 1422 and encodes 473 amino acids. Gene Ontology annotation, biological process: sodium ion transmembrane transport. Gene Ontology annotation, molecular function: ligand-gated sodium channel activity. Lineage: Eukaryota; Metazoa; Arthropoda; Insecta; Coleoptera; Tenebrionidae. Gene Ontology annotation, cellular component: membrane. The transcript has 6 exons. The record is from RefSeq and is a predicted model, not a curated record.
AUGUAUACUAAACGCAAAGUCAACAAAAAUACCCGCUUUUGGCAAUCUCUCAAAGAUCAUGUGAUAUUUACACUGAGUAAUGCUUCAAUGCAUGGCUUAAUUCAUGUGGUUCGAAGCAAUCGUCUUUUAUUCGAAAGAUUUUUAUGGAUUGGAUUGGUUAUUGGUGCAUUUUCCGUUGCAACGCACCAAGCAUUACAAGCAUGGAACCGAUACGAUACAAGUCCGGUUGUUAUAACAAUCGAGAAGGAUUUUUUCAAUUGGGAAACUGAAUUUCCUGCGGUUUUUUUCUGUGCCAGAGCCAAACUAAGAACAGCCUACAAAUUCCUAAAAAUUUUCAGAAAUAAAUAUAACAUUUCUGCAAGUGUUGAUGAGUUGGAAGUUUACGUUGAUGAUUUAUUAUUUACAACUUAUGAAAAUUAUUCAAGUUUCGAGAAAUAUGCCAAUGGGUCACAAGAGGAUUUUGUCCCAACUGACCUGUAUUUGCAAUUGGUCAAUUUUACGUCGUUUCGAAUACCCAAAAAUUCGAACAAAACCAAAAUAAAGUACAGCGAAUGGCCAAAAAAUGUCGACGGAGAGUAUUCAUAUGUUUUGACCGAAUUUGGGUUUUGUCAUUGCUUUCACUCAAAACUUUCACAAUUUUUCAACAUCGAAAAUUUUACCUUAGAUGGUACCACAAACUCGACAUUCUUCCCUAUUACUAAAAGAUAUAAAGAACCGUCACUGACUUUAUCACAGUCUGAUUUUUCCCAAACUAAUUUUCUGUUUGUGAUUGGGACUAAUGAAAUUAUUGAUAUUACGUCGCAAUAUUUCGUAGUAACACCUCAAACAUUAGGUGAUGUUUUUUUAGAUAUUGUAGACAUUAUGAGUGAAAAGGACAUUAGAAAUUUGUCUCCGAAGCAAAGAAAUUGCAAAUAUUGGAACGAAGCAAAUGAUUUGGAGCACAGUCUCGUUUAUAGCUACAAUCUUUGUCGCAGAGAAUGCCGAAUUAAACUUUGUCUCCAAUUUUGUUACUGUACACCCUAUUAUUAUAAAAGAACCGAUAACGAAGCUAUUUGUAACAUGAGUGGAAUGUUUUGCUUAUCAAAAUAUCCAGAAAUUGUAACUUUGAAUGAUCCACAAACUGGUCAGGAUUUGUGUCCGUGUUUCCAAAACUGUAAUUUUCAAAGGAUCACAGCAGAGUUGACAAUAAAAGCUACAUGGUUCUUUGGUUCCAAGGUGACAGUCAAUUUGGAUCGUUUUCCAAAAGAUCGCUACAAACGAACUCUGAUUUUUACAAAAACUGAUCUUUUGAUCCAAAUCGGAAGUUUGUUUGGAUUGUUUUUAGGCUGUAGCGUUUUGAGUUUGAUUGAAAUUCCUUAUUUCUUGACACUGCGGUUUUUCUGGGGUGUUUUUGGUAAUAAAAAAAUAAAACCACGAGUUUGAAAAUGUUAGUGAUUAAAUUAAGUCGCUACACUUAGUUUAAUGA